UCUUGUUUUGGAAAACAAAACUUUCCUCCGUGUAUUUUCCUUUAUUGUACUUCCGCAGACAAACUGUUUAUAUUUUUUUUUCUUUUGCUUCUUUUCCUCCCUCAUUUUCGCUAACUUGGCGAGAUCCGGAAAAAAGUCAGUGAUAUUACAUAUGGGGAUGAACACGGCGGAAUGAUCGAGAGUCGAUGACGGUUAAUUAAAUUUUGUUAUGCAAGAUAUGUCAUUACAAAUUGUCUAAUGUGUUAAGGGUAAUGCUCGAAUAACUUCUAAUUAGAAAUUGAUAAUCAUUAUUGUAUGAAGAGAUUGAAAAAGGAUUGGAUAACUAUUAUCAAUAAAUCAAAUAGAGCUAGGAAUGGAUAGUGUUGAUGCAAGAAGUGUGGAUGGUUUGUGAUUAAAUGAAUUAUCGGUGUUUGGAAAUUUGUUGAAUAAUAAAUUUGUUGAAUAAAAUUGUUAUUGUGUUUUGAAAUUUAUUGUGUAUUAAAUAAAAAUUGUGACCAAAUGUUAAAAUUCUUAAAGUUUUCAAACUUUACGAAUUAAACAGAGAUCUUUUAUCGUAAUUUAAAGAAAAAUUGAUUUUUCAUAAUAUAAUGAUGAAUAUAUUGUUCCGAACAUAAAACAAUAUAGAUAUUUACAUAAAAGAACCGAUAUUGAUCGAAAAUUUUUUUCGAAAAAAUUAUGACAUAAGAAGAUGAGUAUUAAAAUAAAAAUCUAAAAAUUAAAAAUGGUAUAAGGAAAUGGACGCGAAAGAACUGAUAUAUAGUGAGAAUCGAUCGUAUGUUUUUCAAUAAUAUUAUAUAUAUUCUCGUGUGAACCGUGAAAAAACUUUCAAGUUGAAGGAUAAAGAGGAAAGAGCGACAAAUCAAUUAAGAAAGAAUAUGCUUGUGAUCGUAUCAGAAUGCAGCACGAGGGAUCACGAUGAGCAUGAACAACGAAACGAAUGGCUUGUUGGAUGGUCUGGCGGGCUACAAGUUAAAUCUUACGAAUCCAGACGAUUGCAACUACUUCGGAUCCCAGAGCAUCUUCUCCACAAGUUGGUUUCGCGGUAUCAUUUAUUUCGUGUAUAGCACGGUAUUCGUGAUUGCGUUAACAGGAAACGGCCUGGUCUGCUACGUGGUGCACAGCAGCCCCCGAAUGAAGACCGUCACCAACUUCUUCAUCGUGAACCUCGCUCUGGGAGACAUCCUGAUAGCCUUGUUCUGCGUUCCAACCAGCUCCAUUAGUACACUAAUACUGCAAUAUUGGCCAUUUGGUCCGGAACUCUGUCCGACCGUUAUUUAUUUGCAGGCAGUAUCAGUUCUAGUGAGUGCUUAUACGCUCGUUGCGAUCAGUAUAGAUCGUUACAUAGCUAUUAUGUGGCCUUUGAAACCAAGGUUGAGCAAACGGCAAGCUCAACUUCUAAUUCUCGCUGUUUGGAUGCUGGCUAUGGUAAUAUCGCUCCCUAUCGCUAUUGUUUCAAAGCUCUUCCAACCAUCGAUCCAAUAUAAAAGAUGCAAUCAAUAUAUCUGCAUUGAAGUUUGGCCAUCGUUGGAGAACAGAUAUUAUUAUUCGAUCGCGUUAUUGGUUCUUCAAUAUGUGAUACCAAUAACAGUACUAGUGUUCACUUAUACCAGCAUCGCUAUCAUGGUUUGGGGUAAACGACCACCAGGAGAAGCUGAAAAUAUCAGAGAUCAGAGAAUGGCACGUUCAAAAAGGAAGAUGGUGAAAAUGAUGGUGACAGUUGUAAUAGUGUUCACUGUCUGCUGGCUUCCAUUCAAUAUAUUGAACUUAAUAAUGGAUAAUAAUGAAACUCUUGGAAGUUGGACCUGGUUUCCUUUUGUAUGGAUGAUUCUUCAUUGGUUGGCUAUGUCUCAUUCCUGUUACAAUCCAGUAAUUUAUUGCUGGAUGAACGCAAGGUUUCGAGCUGGCUUCAUAACAGCAAUCAGUCAUUUACCUGGUACACAUCGAAUUCUUCGCAGAGAGAGACGUGAUAAUUAUAAUGCUAGUUUGGAUAUUCCCUUAACAGGUUUCAAUGAUUCAAAUCAUUCUGUCCUUCGACGUAUGAACACAUGCACAACAUAUAUUAGUGUUCGUCGCAAAGCAAAUGGAAAUCACACUGCACCUGCAAGAAGUGCAAGCUUCCGGAAUGAUUCUUUCCGACCAAUGACACAACAAUUACAACGACAAUUCACUUAUCUCGAAUCUCAUACAGAGGAGCAAUUAUAAAGAAUUUUUGUAAUUAAAUUAACGAUUAAAUAUUAAACGAGGGUAAAUAUGAGAUUAGUGAGUACAAUAUAGAAAAUUUGAGUGAUGUAAAAAUUUGGAAAAAGAUAGCGUAUGGAGAUUGUGAAAGAACAUGAAUUAAAAAAGAAUUGCAAAUAUUACAACGAUAUUGUAUGAAAAUUAACGUUAAUUUAAAAAAUACGAGUACAUAUAACCCG
Apis laboriosa (Himalayan honeybee) is the source of this 2417-nucleotide messenger RNA. Its product is annotated as RYamide receptor-like. NCBI's taxonomy places the organism in Eukaryota, Metazoa, Arthropoda, Insecta, Hymenoptera, Apidae. Gene Ontology annotation, cellular component: membrane. Gene Ontology annotation, biological process: neuropeptide signaling pathway. The record is from RefSeq and is a predicted model, not a curated record. Gene Ontology annotation, molecular function: neuropeptide Y receptor activity. The coding region runs from base 916 to 2202 and encodes 428 amino acids. The transcript is spliced from 7 exons.